UAACUACGUCACACCAAACAUGGCGGCGCUCAUAGAAAGCUGCCGCUAUUUUCUUCGCUGGGGUUAUGGAGUAAAUCUUAUUCUAAAACCUAUGAAAUUACGAGGUGUCGUUGUAAAUGAUAGUAGAAACACUUUACAGUCAUGUGCUACUUAUGGGACUAGAGGGACGAACACCGCAGAGGAAACCCAAGUACACAUUCCAAUUGACCGUCUGACAGUAUCAUACAGCAGAAGCAGUGGUCCUGGUGGUCAACAUGUUAAUAAAGUAAGUACAAAAGCUGAGGUCCGCUUCCAUGUACAAACAGCUGACUGGAUUCCUGAGGACGUACGACAGAAGAUCCUUGAAAAGAACAAAAACCGCAUCAAUAAGGCUGGGGAGCUGCUGGUCACCUCAGAGCUGAGCAGGAAUCAGCAAAGAAACCUUUCUGACUGUAUACAGAAGAUCUCCACCAUCAUUGUCGACGCCAGUGAGAAGCCAUAUGAACCUACAGCAGAAGAAAUAGCCCUUAGAGCUGCUAGGCUAGAGAAGAGGAAUAAGGAGCGGCUCAAACAGAAGAAAAUCCAUUCAGCGAUCAAGCAGAGCAGACGUGAUUUUGAUUAAUGUUGUUCAUGAUUAUUUUGCCAUUAAAUUUAUUUAUAACAGUAAUAAUGUCAUGUAUUUAUUUUUAAACAGUCGAUAGGUAUUUC
Molecule: messenger RNA, 687 nt
Organism: Sphaeramia orbicularis (orbiculate cardinalfish)
Lineage: Eukaryota; Metazoa; Chordata; Actinopteri; Kurtiformes; Apogonidae
Gene: mrpl58
Product: mitochondrial ribosomal protein L58
Exons: 6
Coding region: 20-601 (193 amino acids)
Biological process (GO): mitochondrial translational termination
Cellular component (GO): mitochondrial large ribosomal subunit
Molecular function (GO): peptidyl-tRNA hydrolase activity; translation release factor activity, codon nonspecific
Source: RefSeq, a predicted model, not a curated record